Messenger RNA from Didymosphaeria variabile, 4908 nucleotides. RefSeq lists its product as uncharacterized. The transcript has 5 exons. The coding region runs from base 1 to 4908 and encodes 1635 amino acids. The record is from RefSeq and is a predicted model, not a curated record. Gene Ontology annotation, molecular function: oxidoreductase activity; fatty acid synthase activity; phosphopantetheine binding. Gene Ontology annotation, biological process: secondary metabolite biosynthetic process; fatty acid biosynthetic process. Lineage: Eukaryota; Fungi; Ascomycota; Dothideomycetes; Pleosporales; Didymosphaeriaceae.
AUGGGCCGCGAGCUCUACGAGCGCUACCCUGUUUAUGCAUCGGCGAUCGACCGAGCUGACAAACACUUACUCUCACUUGGUGCGAACUUUUCUUUGCUCGAGGAACUCCAAAAGGAGGAGACUACCACAAAGAUCAAUGCUGCUCAUCUGAGCCAGCCUUCAUGUACCGCAGUGCAGUUGGCUCUCGUCGACUUGCUGAGAACGUGGAACAUAACCGCCACAGCUGUUGCCGGCCACUCUAGUGGAGAGAUCGGUGCUGCUUAUGCUGCAGGAAUCAUCGACUUCGAUGAUGCAAUGACUGUGGCAUAUCACAGAGGACGUCUCAUCCCAAUACUGAAGGAGAGAUUUCCUACUCUGGAUGGUAGCAUGAUGGCAGUGGGCGCUGGCCAAGCAGAUAUUGCUCCCCUGUUGGAACGCAUUCCUAGUUCCGCAGGUGAAGCUAAGAUUGCCUGCAUUAAUAGUCCUUCUAGCGUCACGGUGUCGGGUGAUACAGAUGCCAUUCUCGAGCUUCAACGAAUCAUCGAAGAAGUACAUCCGGGAAUGUUCGCCCGAAAGCUGCAGGUCGACACUGCUUAUCACUCACAUCACAUGAACCUAGUUGCGAAAGAGUAUACCGAAUCCUUGCGCUUUGUCAAGCACCCUAAGGGUUCAACCACGCUGUUCUACUCAUCACUACUUGGCCGCCUAGCCAAGUCUUCGGAGCUCGAUGCAACAUAUUGGGUACAGAAUUUGACGUGCCCUGUACGUUUUGAUGAAGCGGUGCAUAGCAUGUGUCAGCCGAUCGACGGUCACAAGAGUGGCGUAAACUUCUUGCUUGAGCUGGGACCUCAUGCAGCGCUUCAAGGCCCGAUUAAACAAAUUUUCAAGGCAGUUGGACCCUCCGCAAGUAAGAUUGCGUAUGCAUCGGCCUUGGCACGCAAAAAGAACGCUCUCCAAACAGCCCUUGCACUUGCUGGCACACUAUGGAUCAAGGGUGCUGCUCUUGACAUGGGCGCCAUCAACUUUCCCAAGACUAUGACGAACCCGCCGGCUGUGCUUACCGACAUACCGCGAUAUCCGUGGAACCACCAAUCCCGGUAUUACCAUCAAUCGAGGUUCACUGACAUUCACAAAUUUCAGAACGACCGACGAUCCGACAUAAUCGGCGCACUGGCUAUGUAUUCGAACCACACUGAGCCCACCUGGAGGAACAUUGUGCGCCUUGAUGACCUCCCUUGGCUACGUCAUCACCAAGUACAAGGCUUGACUAUCUUCCCAAUAUCCGGCUUUGCGUCCAUGGCUUUAGAGGCUGCGGCACAGAAGGCUUCUUGGGACAACAUCGAGUUCGACACAUUGGAAGUCUGCGACUUGCAUGUCACCACACCUAUCAUCUUGUCGGAGGAUGACUUAGAGAUGACCACGACUCUGCGCCCUCAAGCAGAUCAUGCAACAGCAAAGGGGCUACGAGCCGAGUUCGUUAUAUCCUCCUGGGCAACAGCGAAAGGCUGGACUCAGCACUGCACAGGCUAUGUGAAGACUAAGAAAACUGAAGUCAAUGACGUCCAAAGUGGACGACUCGUCGACGCACAGAGACAGAAGCUGAGGUCCAAGCUGUUAAGAAUUGCAGAUGCUGCUGGAGAGGGUGUGCAGAACGAAGCUCUCUAUCAGCGUCUUUCAGACCUCGGCGUCUCCUAUGGUAGCACCUUCCAAGGUCUUACCAAUGGUCGAGUGUCUAAGGCCGGAUCCGUGUCACAGCUUGUCUUGGCUGACACUACGACUGACAUGCCGAACCACUACGAGUCUGACUACAUAAUUCAUCCCACAAUGUUGGAACAGCUCAUCUCCUCAUAUUGGCCUGUUCUGGACAUCACCAAUGGAUUCCUGGACAACAUUCACCUUCCAUCAUCGAUUGGAAAGCUCACGGUGUCAGCGAGAGCCUCAUCUACACUUCACAGCAACGGAGGAUGUUUGCAAGCCUUCUGCGAGCCUCGCACGGUGCUCAGUAACGUCAAAUCGAAUAAGCUUUCCAUGUUCGCAUUGGCAGCAAUCGACGCGGUUGAGUCUGUCAUCGCUAUUGAGGAUCUUACAACAGCACCUAUCCUCGAGAAAGACACAGAUGCUGAGGCUGAUAGUGGCCGAGAGCUCUGCUAUAAGCAGACUUGGGAACCAGCUCUGGAGGAGUUGAAGGAAGAUUCACAAGCUCAGUUCGAUGCCGAAGUUGUUAUUGUACACGGAGACAGCGAUCUUCAGCAUAGCUUAGCUAGUGAGCUAGCUACCAUCUUGACUACCGCAACAGGAUCCACGCCAACUACAGGAACCCUGGCUCAAGUCGAUGGCACCAGCAAAAUCUGCAUUUUCCUUGCUGAGAUUGAUCAGCCGGUUCUAUCGACCUUAGACCAAGAGACCUUCGAGGCACUAAAGAAGCUUCUCACCACGAUCCAAGGUAUGCUCUGGGUUGUCAAAGGCGCGUACCAAAAUGCGCAAAACCCGGACGCGAACAUGAUAGCCGGUUUCAGUCGGACUCUACGUUCCGAAGGCACGCUCAUGAACUUCGUCACACUAGACUUGGAUGGUGAGAUGGUGUUGCCUCAGGCAGAUGCGGUCAAGACAAUACUGAAGGUCUUGCAAGCAUCACUGGGUGUCAAUCGGCAGGGUGAGGAGACCGAGUUCAUGGAACGGCGCGGCUCGCUGCUCACUCCCCGCAUAAUUAACGAUCAGGACAUGAACGAAUAUGUUCAUCAACAGGUGCAGCCGUCUGCGACUGCCCCUGCGCACUUCAUGGAUGCUGAGCGACCACUGCGAGCUUUCAUCGCCACACCCGGUGCCCUCGACACAAUCCACUUCGAGGAUGACCAAAUAUCACGAACUCCAUUACCCGAAGAUCAAGUAGAGAUCCAGGUCAAGGCCGUUGGUAUCAAUGUACGAGACGCUGAAGCAGCCAUGGGCCACCUUCGUGGCGAUGACCUUGGCAUGGAGUGCAGUGGUGUGGUAACCAGUGUAGGGUCGAGAAUCUCCUCGGUCAGUGUCGGUGACCGCGUUGCAGCCGUCACUCCAAACGGUUCGCUAUCCACCGUUACUCGUGCUCACGACCGGUUUCUCCUCAAACUUCCGGAUCAUCUGUCGUUCGAAGAGGCCGCAACGAUCCCGCUCGCAUACUGCACUGCAUACCACAGCUUGGCCAACAUCGCGUCGCUCUCCGAAGGCGAGUCUGUUUUGAUUCAUCACGCUGCAACCGCUGUAGGUCAAGCUGCUGUUGCUGUCGCGCAAAUGCUCGGCGCGGAAGUAUUUGCCACCGUAAGGAACUCUGAGGAGAAAGCCACUCUAGUUGAGCUGUACAACAUCCCCGCUGAUAGUAUCUACUUCGCUGGUAGCGAGUCAUUCGCCGACUACCUGAUCGAUGCGACGAAAGGCCUCGGGGUGGAUGUUAUCCUCAAUGACAUGGCCGAGGGAGAAGUUCUCCGUGCUACAUGGCGGUGCAUCGCUAAGUUUGGCCGCUUCAUCCAUGUUGGCUGUAACGACCUCGCAUAUGUAGCUUUCGAGAAGAGUGCGACGAUAUCAUGCGUUGAUAUCUUUGCGCUCGCGCAUGACCGGCCCCAGAAGCUCAAGCGGGUCCUCAGCGACGUCGCUAAGCUGCUCCGGUUUGGGAAAGUGUUGCCUGUACAUCCCAUCGCCUCUUAUGGUAUAACGGAAAGCACGACUGUGCUCCAAGCUUUGCACUCUGCUGAGCCACAUGGCAAAGUUGUCAUCGUACCGCGUGAGGACGAAACGGUCCUGGUACCGCGUCUUAAGGAAGAAGCGAACAUGCUUCGCGCUGAUGCAACAUAUGUGCUUAUCGGUGGUACUGGCGGUCUCGGCCGAAGCAUGGCCAGAUGGAUGGUAUCGAAAGGAGCACAGAACAUCGUCCUCCUUUCGCGAAGUGGUGCAGUCCAUGGCAAAGCGAAAGAGCAAGUCGACGCUCUCAAUGCCUCUGGGGCAAACAUCGUGAUCCGCCGCUGCAACGUUGCAGAUCGCGCUGAUGUCGACACUCUGCUAACAUCGGGGCUUGAGGGUUUGCCACCUGUCCGAGGUAUAGUCCACGGUGCCAUGGUGCUGCACGAUGUGCUCUUUGAAAAGAUGACGUUCGACCAAUACACUACAGUCAUUGAGUCCAAGGUCAAGGGAGCGUGGAACCUCCACCACGCGCUCGCCUCAUCGCCCCUCGACUUCUUCAUCGUCAUCUCUUCGGCUGCGGGCGCCGUCGGCAACAGAGGACAGGCUGCUUAUGCGGCCGCCAACACCUUCCUCAACGGCCUUACCCAAUACCGUGCGUCCCACGGCCUGCCAGCGGCGUCGAUCGACCUAACUGCCGUCUCCGAUGCCGGUUAUCUCGCUGAGGAUGCCGAGAAGGCUGCUGAAGUGGCGCGCAACUUGGGGAGCGACACAAUCUGUGAAGCCGAAGUGCUUGCCCUUAUUAGCGCCGCCAUCACCGGCAAGAUGGCAAGCACGUGCAACCACCACGCCAUCACCGGGAUGCGCAUCACCGCGACCAUGCGUCCCUUCUGGUCGACCGACGCGAAGUUCAAGCACUUGCUAUCUGUUGCGGAAGCCGAGGCUGCUGCUAUGUCUACUACUGGUCCGGUUGCCAUCUCGUGGAGCGCCGCGUUCAAGACGGCGGCAUCUGCCUCCCGCGCCGAAGCUGAAGAGGUUGUCUGCAACGGGCUCGUGGAGAAGAUCGCCGAGGUCAUCGGGAUGGAGAAGGAGGAGUUGGAUGUGACCCGGCCGCUUAGCAACUACCCGCUUGACUCGCUGACGGCAAUCGAAGUGCGCAAUUUCAUCACGAGGAUGUUCGAGGCGAACUUGCAGGUGUUGGAGUUAUUGGCCCAAGGAAGCAUCCAGGCUUUAGCGAAGGUCGUGUGUACGAAGAGCAAGGCUGGUGUAGUGGCAGAGUAG